GUCGCCUUUUGCGACGCAAAUAAGAAAAAACAAGGCGUAUUCUGUGGCCGUGCCGAGCCGGUCGGGUGUCGGUGCACACCCCAAGGAUACGGGUACUGUGCGCGUACCACAUUACGUACGGCGCUUCGAGAACGUUGGUGACGCGUCAGAGAUUAACGUUUCCCGUUUGUCACGCCAUCAGACCUGAAGCAGAAAGUGUGUACGAUUGCUGCGCCUCCCGUUGGAUUCCAAGUGAAGCCAAGCACGUGGCAGCGACCGUGGUGUGCAGUGGUGCGGCGAGCGAAGGGCUCGCGGUGUGCGUGAACGUGCUUUUGGUCAAUUCGUCGUCUUCCUCGCCGCUUAAAAGAGCCGGGGAUUCUAUUUCCCACUGACCCGGUGUCCAGUGGCUUGGGUCUUCCGCCCUAGCCAUGGAGCCGGCAGCACCAGCAGCGGCAGCCGCCACAGCAGCCAAUGGGGUAGGCAGCAGUGGAGGGGCCUCGACUGACUCCAUCCGGACUCUGGACUCGGUUUCCGAACUCUUCCGGCUGCUCGAGCAAUGGGAGUCCCAGAAUGGGACUGGAGCUGACCCCAUCCCUGUGCUCACGAGCAUCGCAGAGCUCGUCGAGAAAGAGACCGAGGCAUACCUCAAGAUGGAUCCGGACCCAUUUGACGACCGGCAUCCGAGCCGUGCCCACCCUGACUGUACCCUAGGCCAUCUACUCAAAGCGCUCUUCAAGAACGACGAAUUCAUGAACAAGUUGGUGAACAAUUAUGUGCUCAGCCGUGAGGGCGGUAACCUAAGCACCAUCGCCUGUCGUCUUCUCCUGGACAUCCUGCCGGGACUGGAGACAUCCGUCGUGUUCCAGGACACGGAAGGGCUGGUGAGCCGGCUUCUCCAGUGGGCUGAGUCGGAGAGCACGCCCCCGCUACUGCAUGCGUACGCCACGGGCCUGCUGGCAGCUGCCAUGGAGGUGCAGGACAUUGCGGCCAACUACCGGGAGGCCAACGCCCGCCUGGUGCCGGCCAUGCUGCGGCGGCUCUGGGAGCUUGCACAGGUGACCCCCGAAGAAGUCGUGUGCCGCCCGCCGGAGCGGCCCUUCUGCCACCUCAAUGGCGCAGCCACAGAUGGCCCGCUGUCCACACCGCAGCAGGCGACAGCGUUGCAGCAGCAGCAGGGGCCGCCACACAAGAGCCCCUCGGAGACGCCCCUGAUCAGCGAGUGUUCCAACAGCAGCUGGGCCGAGCUGGAGCCUCUCAUGAUCGGCUCGCAACAGGUGUUUCCCCUGACAGUGGAGAUGCAGCAGCGGCUGAUCCUCCAGUACCUGACCCCACUGGGCGAGUACCAGGAACUGCUGGGGGCCGUGCUGGAGGCCAAGACGCUACACCUGCUGCUGCACUAUGCCAACCUCAAGGAGAACCGCGACGUCCGGCUGGCCUUCGAGGCGCUCAAGUACCUGGCUGCCUUGCUGUGCCACAAGAAAUUUGCCCUGGAGUUCAUCGCCGUGGGAGGCCUGCAGCGUCUGCUGGAGGUGCAUCGGCCGUCAGUGGCCGCGACAGGUGUCUCUAUCUGCCUGUACUACCUGGCCUACUCCGAGGAUGCCAUGGAAAGGGUUUGCAUGCUUCCACAGUCUGUCCUGGCUGACUUGGUUGCGUAUGCCCUGUGGCUAUUGGAGCGAUCCCACGAUUCCAGCCGUUGUCACGCGACCAUGUUCUUUGGCCUGGCAUUCCCCUUCCGGUCACUGCUGGAGCUGUUCGACCAGCAGGAUGGGCUACGCAAGCUCCUCAACGUAAUGAGCACCCUCGACGUCUUUGUCCGCGGCAGCAGCAACGACUCGGCGUCUCCUUCGGAUGACCAAGUGUUCGCCAGCCGCCAGACGGCGCGGCACGUCUGCGCGGCCCUCAAACGCUACUUCGAAGCGCACCUGGCACACAAGGCAGACCACCUGCGGAGGUCGCAUGCCCGCAACGCCACCGCCAGUUCCAGUGGCGUCAGCGUGAGCUUGUCGUCUUCCCCUCCACCUUCGCAGUCUGCCUCCACGACGACUCCUUCUGCGUCAAGGAGUCUCGAGCCGUGGUCAUCAUCUGGCGCCACCGCCAUGACGGCGUCAACAGUGGUGUCAGCAGUGCCCGGCUACCGGUGCAGGGCGUCGCGCUUCACGAUCGAGGCAGUGUCGGAAAACAUGUGGACGCUGCUGGAGCUGCUGCCCGCGCGGGCGCGCUGGACCCCCGUCGAAGACCUGGUGCGGUUGGGCGGGGUGUCUCUGCUGCUGCAGACGGUGGCGCUCUCCUACGACUGGAACCACUCCGGCAAGGCGGACACGGUGCGCGCCGCCCUCGACGUGCUCGCCGUCUGCUCGGUGGUGCCCCGGGCCCAGAUCGCCCUGUGCCAGAACGUGGCCCUGCCUUCGGGGCAGGUCCGAUCUGCUGCCGGCAUGAGUGUUAUAUUAGCUGCAGCUGAUGGGGAAAUUGUUGCUGACCCCGAUGUCCAGAGGUCGGCCCUCAACGUCGUCAUCAACUGUGUCUGUGGGCCCAUGUCGAGGUUAGGAGGCAGCGUCGGACGAGUUGUGUCGGGCAGCGUGCGGAAGCGGGCUGCAGUCAAGAGCGGCGAGGACUUGCUGAGCAAGAUGUGGAACUGCGUCCGGGCCAACAACGGCAUCAUGGUGUUGCUGAAUCUGCUGACUGUAAAGAGCCCCAUCACCGACGCAGAUUCCAUGCGUGCCCUCGCUUGUAAAGCACUGUGUGGCUUGGCGCGCUGUAGCACAGUGAAGCAAAUCAUCAGCAAACUCCCCCUCUUCACCAGUGGGCAGCUUCAAGUGCUUAUGCGAGAGCCUGUCCUCCAAGACAAGCGGCAGGAGCAUGCCAAGUUCUGCACCUCGUGCAUCGAACUGGUGGAGAGGGUGACCGGGGCACCCCUGAGCCCUGGGAUGGAGUCCUCAUUGGCCAAGAUCAACAAGUCUGAAGUGGUGGCACAGACGAAGAUCAGCUACCGCGAGAAGGACCUCCUGCAGCUCAUAUACCAGCACCUCCAAGCCAAAGGUUUGACGGACACUGCGGCCUUGCUGCAAAAAGAGGCGGGACUACCUGCACGGCCCACGUGUGGUAGCUCGGCACAGCCCCAGUGGUCGGCCAACACUGUCUGCACCCCACGAACAGUCCGGCCACUACGGUCAGGAUCAUUGGGUUCUGCCUCCCUGACACCCAACUCGUCGGCGGAGAAGAUUCCAUCGGUGACCUGUCUGAACAGGAACGGUGCCGUGACCCCCAUCCGCGGUGACUCGAGCAUCGUCCCACGGCAGCUGCAGAACCACGCGAUGACGCCUGCCCCCUCGCCGUCGAUGCCGGCGCUCCAGAAGCGCAGCGGCACGUACCAGCCGUCGCCGGUGCUCAAGCGGCUGUCGUACACGUCGACGGGAUCCACCAUGCCCACCUCGCACCCGCCGCACUCGCUGUCGCUAGACAUGAUCGUCAAGGAGUACCUCCGGAACCAGCACGCCCUAUGCAAGAACCCUGUGGUGGCCUGCCCUCCCUUUGAGCUGUUUGUACCACACCGGUGUCCAGAACCGCAGUACCGGAAUGCUGCACCCACGAGCAUGGCGGCCAGGCUGCAGCGCUGCCAGGUGUUUCCCCCGGCCGGCGGAUUCGACGGUGCCAAGCUUCACCGCAAGUUUGUGUACAGUCGGUUUCGUUCGGUGCGGACCUUCCGAGACCCUGAUGGCACAAGCAGCUACUCUUGCUGUGCGUUUUCAGCUGGCUCCCAGUAUCUGUUCCUUGGCACCCUGGUCGGGGAGCUGCAUGUCUACAAUCUCUACACAGGCCUGGAGGAAGCAACUUACUCGUGCCACGAGUCGGAACUCACACACUGCCAGCCAUCAAAGGACGGGAAAUUCUUGCUCACCUCAUCUGCGUGGCGGAGACCACUGUCAUCGUUGUGGAGCUUCACAGAUGUCUUCGACCAGAAGCUUACAUUUGACGACGACUACUAUGUGGAGUUCGGCAAGCAGUCGCUGGACCGGGUGCUGGGCACGAGGCACGAGACGGCCCACAUCUACGACACGUCCACGGGGGCCCUGCUCUCGACGCUGCGCGACGCCGACCUGUCGAACCACUACACCCGCAACCGGGCCACCUUCAACCCGACCGACGAGCUGGUGCUCUCGGAUGGCGUGCUCUGGGACGUGCGCUCGGUGUCGCCCCUGCACAAGUUCGACAAGUUCAACCCCCAUGUCAACGGUGUCUUCCACCCCAAUGGACUUGAGGUGAUUUCGAACUCUGAAGUGUGGGACUUGCGGACUUUCCGGCUCCUGCACACGGUGCCGGCUCUGGACCAGUGCCAGGUGACCUUCAACGGUGCCGGCGAUGUGUUGUAUGGCGCUGUGCUCACCGAGGAUGACGAUGACUCGGCACGGCUUUUUAGCUCUUCAUUCAGAACCUUCCAUGCGUCGGACUACUCCUCCAUAGCAACAAUCGACAUCAAGCGCAACAUCUACGAUCUCAAGCCUGAUGAGUCGGACUACUUCCUAGCUGUUGUGGAGAACCAGGGCACCAGGGAUGCCACGAUGAGCAGCUCGGAGAGCAUCUGUCGUCUCUACGAGGUCGGUCGGCAACGAGAGGAGGACGACGACGAGGAUGCAGAUGACGACGAGUCUGACAAUAUGGGUGAAGAGGACACCGAUGAGGACGACGACGACGACUCCGGUGAAGAUGAAGACGUGGAAGACAUGGAAGCCGACGAGCAUGAUAACGAAGAUGACGAUGGUGAUGAUGUGGCGUUCAGCCUCUCGGACGUGAGCGAGGAUGGACCCGAUGAUUCGGACGAUUCGGAUGAUUCGGACGAAGACCAGGUACUUUUUGCGCUGAACGAAAUCUGAGCUUGGAAGUGCCACAAGUCAUGGCCGCAGCUGCAAACCCGGUGUUUCGCGGAGUGUGAAGAGAAGAGAGAGAGAAAAAAAAGAAAACUGUCUUUUAAUUUAUAUAGAUUUGUAAGAUACUACAACGUGACUAUGGCCGACUGGCAGAGAGGACAGUCUGCUCACUGUGAUUGAUUUCUCUUCCCAUCUUUUUGUAAUGCAAGAUUACGAGCUGCGGUGAUGGACCGUCAGUGUGCGGCAACACGCUCGUGUUUUUCUCGUGACGCGUCGACAGGACUCGGCGUCCGACGUAUGCCGUGAUGUUCAUGUCUGCGCAAGUACCGAAGACAAGAUUUUUUUCAUUCUCCUCUAUCCAGCCCCCUUGAAUUCUUUAGGCCUCCUCUCCCGCCCCCCCUCUCUUUCCCAAGUUCCAUGCACCAUGCUCCCGUUUUUUUAUGUUGGCAGCACAGGCUGCCGUGCGAGCUGUGUUUACCAGCUGGCCACUAAUUGCCUCAUGCGCUCCCCGGCCACGUGCAUGUACACUCCCAUUUUGCUUGUUGCCAUUUCCUUCCCACCAGCCCACACAUUUCCCUGUUGCGUGCUUUCUUAAUUUAUAAUUUGUUACAUUGCAUGCUGACAGAAUCUCGCUCGCUGGGCUGAAGCAAGCUUGUGCGAGCGUUAGAUUGACAAAAUUGUAGGUACAGUCAAAUGCCUUUAUAACAAAAUGCUUGGGCACUGCGAAAUCAUUAGUCUUGCAGUUUGUUGUAAAGCACACAGCGUGUCCAUAGCAGGCUGGGCAAGUUUAGCAAAAAGAAAAUAUUAUUCAUAAUUGAUUCAGAGUACGCUUAAUUAAACUAGUCCGUAGCUUUCUUCCAUACACUUUAUUCAGAGGAAUGUGCAACUGCUGUGGACCUUAUGGCAUUGAAGUUUACAGCACGCUUUGCGGCAAAGCCUAGGAGCGAUGCAAGGUACAGCUGCACAACGUCGAAUGUCACUAUUGCCUACCUUGUCGAGAUUCCUGGUUCUUCUGUAGGCUCUUCAUCACUGCUGCCUUCGUGGACUUUUACCUCUUUUCCUGUCUUUGAUGGCCCAACCAUGUCGUCCUUCAUUAUUUCAAAGCAGGUCAUUACAUCAUCAACUGCGAUGUAUUCAUUAGCCAAAACAACUGCUUCUGCGUUAAAACAGGUUGCAUGCAAGUUGAGCAAUGCCUGGAGCUAUGCAGCAGUACUUGCAACACUCACCGUCACGUGCGUUCGCUGUUCACAUGUGAACUCUAAGGAGAUGCUUUUGUUGUAAAGCGACAAAUUGGACGUCGGGACACCUCAGUUCCUUCGUUGUACAGGCAGAUUCAUUGUAAUAGUCUUCGUUGUAGUGAUCUUCACAGUACGUAUGAAAGAUAGGAAUUCGGCUCAGACAUAAAUAAAGAACCCUUCACGAUAUAGGUCAUUUUGUUGUAGAGGCGUUCGACUGUAUUUCCCCUUCUGCCUUUUUUUUUUACCUGUUCUUCUGUUGUGUUGCCUGCAUCUGUUCUGCUUUAUUUGUUUCUUCCUUUUCCUGUUGAGCAAAAAGUUUUCCCCAACUGCAGCUGGCGAGGUGACGAAGCAGCGAAGAUGUGCGCCGUGGCUUGCCGUGGAUGGGUGGAGCGGUGGCGUCGUGGUGAAUAAAUGAAUUAUGACCCGCACAUUGCCAUUAUGUCGGGUGUCGAAUGGACUGACGGAAAACUGCGUGCGUGUGUUCCUUGUGCACGAACGAAACUGAGUUCACGGCGUGCCUGUCACUUGUCUCGGAACACCAUGCAAAUAUCUGUUCUUGAAAGUGAUUAAACCAUCUUUUUUACUCAA
Dermacentor andersoni is the source of this 6667-nucleotide messenger RNA. RefSeq names its product LisH and WD40 domain-containing protein mahjong (gene mahj). Gene Ontology annotation, molecular function: protein binding. Gene Ontology annotation, cellular component: Cul4-RING E3 ubiquitin ligase complex; nucleus. NCBI's taxonomy places the organism in Eukaryota, Metazoa, Arthropoda, Arachnida, Ixodida, Ixodidae. Gene Ontology annotation, biological process: protein ubiquitination. The record is from RefSeq and is a predicted model, not a curated record.